Molecule: messenger RNA, 2341 nt
Organism: Cornus florida
Lineage: Eukaryota; Viridiplantae; Streptophyta; Magnoliopsida; Cornales; Cornaceae
Product: probable protein phosphatase 2C 23
Exons: 4
Coding region: 160-2292 (710 amino acids)
Biological process (GO): protein dephosphorylation
Molecular function (GO): protein serine/threonine phosphatase activity
Source: RefSeq, a predicted model, not a curated record
AGUCAACGCAUCUCUUUCACCCUCUAUAUCUUCUUCAUCCUCUCCUUCUUCUGUGCUUCCUCUCUCUCUACUCUCUCUCUCUCUAUCUCUGCAAUGAAAUUUCGGGUUUAGUUUUGGUCAGAUCGAGAUUUGCCCUGUGUACUCUGUUCUGGUGAUUCGAUGGGUAACGGUUGCUAUAAGCUCAGCGUCUGCUUCUCCGGCGAUGGCGAGGUUCGCCGGAGAAAAGACAUGGCCGUCGUCAUUUCUGAUCCAAUCGACGAUCUGGGUCACUCCUUUUGCUACGUGAGACCUGACGCAUCUCGUCUCUCGUCCUCCAAAGUCCACUCCGAGGAGACGACGACUUUUCGAUCCAUCUCCGGCGCCUCCGUGAGCGCCAACACAUCCACGCCUCUCUCCACAGCUUUCGUCGAUAUCUAUAGCUACAACAGCAUCGAUCGAGCCUCGGCUUUCGAGAGCUCCACCUCUUUCGCCUCCAUUCCCCUCCAACCCAUUCCCCGAAAUUCGAUUAAUUCUGGGCCUUUGUCAUCGAAUUUUGGGGGAAUUCCGGGUUCAGGUCCGAUGGAGAGAGGGUUUUUAUCAGGUCCAAUCGAGCGUGGAUUCCUAUCGGGACCUCUCGACCACAGCCUCUACUCGGCUCCUCUGGAAAAGGGUUGCUCCGAUCAGUUCCAGCGGAGUUAUUCUCAUGGUGGUUUCGCUUUUGGAUCCAGAUCGAGAAAAGGAUCGUUGAUUCGGGUUCUGCAAAGAGCGAUAUCCAAGACGAUUUCUAGAGGUCAGAAUUCUAUUGUUGCUCCGAUUAAAAGUGUUGUUUCGGUCAAAGAACAUGAUUGGAUUGUUGGGUCUGAGAAGCAAAACGAAUUGACAAUCAGUAGUGUUAAUUUGAGCAGUGAAGGUAGUUUAGACGAUGAUGAUUCAUUGGGAAGUCAGAAUCUUCAAUGGGCACAAGGUAAGGCCGGCGAGGAUCGAGUUCAUGUCGUGGUAUCGGAGGAACACGGGUGGGUAUUCGUUGGAAUCUAUGACGGAUUCAACGGCCCCGAUGCACCGGACUUUCUUCUAUCCAAUUUGUAUUGUGCUGUUCAUAAGGAGCUCAAAGGAUUGUUGUGGGAUGAUAAGUGUGACUCUACCAAUAGUACUUCCUCUGUUCCAUCCGAAAAUUCGAAUUCAGAAAUGGAGGAUUCGUGUGCUCGAGGGGAUGAUGAGUUUUCGAGGGAGGGCUGUUCACGGUGUGUUGAGCAAGAGAAUUAUCCCUGUGGAAGUGAGGAUGCGAACUGUGAUUCGGAUUCGAGAAGAAAGAGGGGUAAGAAUUCGAAGAACAAGUACAGAGGAGUGGCAAAGAAGUGGGAGGAGAACCAGAGGAGGUGGAAGUGUGAAUGGGACAGAGAGAGAUUAGAGCUCGAUCGGAGGUUAAAGGAGCAGUUAAAUCAGGGUGGUUCUAAUGGUUCAGGAGCAAUCAAUCACUCUGAUGUGUUGAAAGCUCUGUCUCAAGCAUUGAAGAAAACAGAGGAGGCCUAUUUGGAUAUUGCAGAUAAGAUGGUUAUGGAAAAUCCUGAGUUAGCUUUAAUGGGCUCUUGUGUUCUUGUUAUGCUAAUGAAGGGAGAAGAUGUUUAUGUGAUGAAUGUGGGCGACAGUCGAGCCGUGUUAGCUCAGAAGGCCGAGCCCGAUCUAUGGUGUCAGGACUUAGAGAGGAUCAAUGAAGAAACAUUGCAUGAUCUUGAAUCGUGUGACGGGGAUGGAUCCAACGCCAUGCAAAGUUUGACUGCUAUGCAACUCACAAUGGAUCAUAGCACAUCUGUAGAAGAGGAAGUUCAAAGAAUAAAAAGUGAACACCCUGAUGAUGCUUGUGCUGUGAUGAAUGACCGUGUAAAGGGCUCAUUGAAGGUCACUCGAGCUUUUGGGGCUGGUUUUCUUAAACAGCCUAAAUGGAACAAUGCACUUCUAGAGAUGUUUAGAAUUGACUACGUUGGAACCUCCCCAUACAUCACCUAUCUCCCGUAUCUCUACCAUCACAAAUUAGGGCCAAGAGACAGGUUUUUGAUUUUAUCAUCCGAUGGAUUAUAUCAGUACUUCACAAAUGAAGAGGCUGUUUCCGAAGUUGAACUUUUCAUUGCAUGGUCGCCUGAAGGAGAUCCUGCACAGCAUCUGAUCGAGGAAGUGUUGUUUCGUGCAGCAAAGAAAGCAGGUAUGGACUUCCACGAAUUGCUCGAAAUACCACAGGGGGAGCGACGCCGUUACCAUGAUGAUGUUUCAGUGAUUGUUAUUUCUUUGGAGGGAAGGAUAUGGCGAUCGUGUGUAUAAAUAGAGGGAUAAACACAGAUAAAAAAGAAAAAAAAAAAAGAAAAGAUAA